UUCGAUUGAUCGAAUCAUGGAGGUAGAUGAUGGAUUCGUGCCGUAUGUUUCAGUGGCGCUGCGCAGAGAGAUGGAAUAUAAGAAGAUGCUUCGUGUGAAGGGAAAGGUGUCGUCGGAGUUGCAGGUAAAGCCGGCUGAAGCUAGGCCAAGCUUGCUUGUUCAAGCAACUCAUCUCAGGCGAAAUCUACCCGAAGUGAGUGCUACGGAGCAAAUUAUAUCACAGGAGAAGGAGAUGAUGGAGCAAUUAUCCGUCAAGAAGACGCUUAUGUCUGUUCGCGAACUGGCCAAAGGUAUCACUUACACAGAGCCUCUGCUAACAGGGUGGAAACCGCCUCUGCGUAUCAGGAAGAUGUCGAGCAAACAUAUGGAUUUGAUUAGGAAGCAGUGGCAUAUCAUAGUCAAUGGUGAAGACAUUCCCCCUCCGAUCAAGAACUUCAGCGAUAUGAAGUUUCCGAGAGCUGUUCUCGAUACGCUCAGGGAGAAGGGAAUCGUGCAGCCGACUCCUAUCCAGGUUCAGGGUCUUCCUGUGAUCUUGUCGGGGAGAGACAUGAUUGGGAUUGCCUUCACGGGCUCGGGAAAGACUUUGGCUUUCGUGCUUCCCAUGAUCAUGAUGGCUCUGCAGGAGAAGACGAUGUUGCCUAUCGCUCCUGGAGAAGGUCCCGUCGCGCUUAUCCUCUGUCCCUCUAGAGAGCUUGCAAGGCAGACUUAUGACGUGGUUGAACAGUUCGUUGCUCCUUUAUCUGCGGCUGGAUCUCCGCCGUUGAGGUCGUUGCUAUGCAUCGGAGGAGUGGAUAUGAGAUCGCAGCUGGAGGUUGUGAGGAGAGGAGUGCACAUCGUUGUUGCAACCCCUGGGAGGUUGAAGGACUUGCUCGCCAAGAAAAAGAUGAACUUAGAUGCUUGCAGGUACCUGACGCUGGACGAAGCAGAUAGGUUGGUUGAUUUGGGUUUCGAAGACGACAUUAGAGAAGUCUUUGACCACUUUAAGUCUCAGCGUCAGACGCUUCUGUUCUCCGCCACGAUGCCUGCGAAAAUCCAAGCCUUUGCCACAAGUGCUCUGGUGAAACCCGUGACUGUUAACGUGGGAAGAGCUGGAGCUGCGAAUCUCGAUGUCAUCCAGGAGGUUGAGUACGUCAAACAAGAGGCAAAGGUUGUUUACCUCCUCGAGUGCCUGCAGAAAACCUCUCCGCCGGUUUUAAUCUUCUGUGAGAGCAAAGCUGAUGUUGAUGAUAUCCACGAGUACUUGCUACUCAAAGGAGUGGAAGCAGUGGCCAUCCAUGGAGGCAAAGAUCAAGAAGACAGAGAGUACGCAAUCUAUUCCUUCAAGGCUGGGAAAAAAGACGUCUUGGUGGCGACAGAUGUUGCUUCAAAGGGUUUAGAUUUCCCUGAUAUACAGCACGUGAUCAACUACGACAUGCCUGCGGAGAUUGAGAACUAUGUGCACAGGAUAGGACGAACAGGCCGGUGUGGGAAAACUGGGAUAGCAACUACGUUUAUAAACAAGAACCAAAGCGAGACCACGCUGCUCGAUUUGAAGCACUUGUUGCAGGAAGCUAAACAGAGGAUUCCGCCUGUACUUGCUGAGCUGGAUGAUCCAAUGGAAGAAGCAGAGACCGUUGCGCAUGCAAGUGGUGUCAAGGGUUGUGCUUAUUGUGGCGGUCUCGGACAUCGUAUUGGAGACUGCCCAAAACUCGAGCACCAGAAGAGUGUGGCCAUAUCUAAUUCUAGAAAAGACUAUUUUGGCUCUGCUUUCCUCUCUCUGUACGAGAUACCAUAUACAUCUUCGGUGUUUUCUCUACCUUCAAGCAUGCCCUUCACCAAUAUCUCUAUCUCCUCCAUCAAAAAGAACACAAUCAAAAGAAUCCGAUCUUUUGUUUCUGCUUCUUCAAUGCUUCCUUUCUUCCUCCUCUUAUUAUGGUGUUCUGUCUCUCAAGCUCUUCCUCCUCCUCGAGGUUUCUACUUAAAUUGUGGAUCAUCAGCUUCAACGAAACUCAACGAGAUAAAUUACACAACGGACAAAGGAUUCAUCGCCGUAGGCAACACGGCGACCAUUAAGCAAAAAGACCUUCUUCCGAUCCUCUCGACGCUGCGUUACUUCCCCGACAAGUCAUCGCGAAAACACUGUUAUAAUUUCCCCGUGGCCGAGAACUCCAAGUACCUAAUCCGAACCACUUACUACUACGGGAACUUCGACGGCAAAAACAGCCCACCUGUCUUCGAUCAGAUCGUUGGAGGCACAAAAUGGAGCGUCGUGAACACGUCAGAGGAUUACGCCAAGGGUCAGAGUUCUUACUACGAGAUCAUUGCUGGUGUUCCCGGGAAGAAACUGAGUGUUUGUCUAGCCAAGAAUGCAAACACCCUCUCAUCACCGUUCAUAUCGGCUUUAGAUGUACAAUCUCUUGAAGAUCACAUGUACAAUUCCACGGACCUCGGGUCCUACAAGCUCAGCCUCGUCGCCAGGAACAGCUUUGGAGUAGACGGAGAGAUGAUCAGCUAUCCAGAUGACCAAUACAACCGUUUAUGGCAACCGUUUUCGGACCAGAAGCAUCCGACAGUGACUUCUCGAAGCAGGAUUAACCCGUCGGACUUUUGGAACAUUCCACCGACUAAAGCCUUUGUGGAAGGUUUCACAGUGAGUAAAGAGAAGCCUCUGAAGCUUCAAUGGCCGCCGUUUCCUCUUCCGGCCACAAAGUACUAUGUAGCUCUGUAUUUUCAGGAUGAUCGGAGUCCAAGCCCCUUGAGCUGGAGAGCUUUUGGUGUCUCGAUCAAUGGAGUUUCCUUUGUAAGAAAACUCAAUGUGAGCACCAAUGGGGUUAUGGUUUACUCUGGUCAGUGGCCAUUGUCAGGUCAGACUCAGAUCACACUGACUCCCGCCAAGGAUUCGCCGAUGGGAGCAGUGAUUAAUGCUGGAGAAGUGUUUCAGGUUGUUCCUCUUGGUGGAAGCACUAAUAUCAAAGAUGCAACUGCAAUGGAGGACCUGUUAGAGAGCAUCAAGAAGCCUCCGGUAGACUGGUCCGGCGAUCCAUGCCUUCCUCUUGCCAACUCGUGGACUGGCUUAACUUGCUCCAAAGAAAAAAUCACCAGAGUGAUUUCUCUAAAUCUGACAAAUCGUGGACUAUCGGGCUCUCUACCACCAAGCAUAAACAAGAUGACUGCCCUUAAAGAUCUAUGGUUGGGGAAGAACAAGCUCACAGGACCUAUCCCAGAUUUGAGUCCCAUGACGAGAUUAGAAACUCUACAUUUAGAGGACAAUCAGUUUACCGGAGCGAUUCCUGAGUCACUUGCACAGCUUCCUAAUCUCCGCACACUGUCCCUUAAGAACAACAAGUUUCAAGGUACAAUUCCUACUGCACUACUCCAGAAAAAGGGCCUAACUAUUCAGGCGUCUCCUCAGAACAUGCCAAGCACAAACAAGACCAGCCAAAAUUAGGGUUGCUAACAAUGAUCAGAUUUCAAGUGCUCAUUGAAAGGUCAUCUGUAGAACUAAAAGGGUCAUUAUUCUUGGCCUCGAGGAUUGAAAGUACACAGAUUUCAUGGAGAAAGGGUUCGAUCGAGGAAGCAUCUAGGCCAGAUACUUUUAAGAUGACUGUAUUACUUCCUAUGCUUUCAUUUCAUUGAACAAUCUUUGGACCUCUAGAGUAACUUGAGCAAAGAGAUAAAGCAAGCACAUGAAAACAAUUGAAACAGAUCGUGUUACCACUUUAUUUCCUGUGUGGAAAAUUGAUACAACCUAAACACCAAAAAGAAUUCCUGCAGACUGCAGUUUAUGGUGGCUCAAGAUCUGAUACAUAUAUAUAUAUAUAUAAAUAAAUAAAAGGUAAUUUCCUAUUUGGGGAGUAGCCAUUAUCUGAGCAAGAAUUCAGUAAUUUCUGUCUAUACCUCCAAACAGCUUGUUUGGGAGAAACAUGCCAUGCCAAAAGAAGUAGCUAUCUUUCUUCUGGUUGUGGUUUCUUUACAUGCAGCAAACCCAAGCGCACGCAUACGCAUCAUGCACAAAUGGGCACGGUUGAGCAAAUUCAAGGUCAAGAGGUUUCAUCAUCCAAAUCUUCCAUCACUUCAAUGUCCUUUCGAGAUGUUAUCUUCUGCACAUAUCCUGCAAUCAAUUGGUAUGCAUUUGCUAAUAACCUCUUUACCCUUUUUCUUGUAAUAGCUGACAGAUCCAGAUCCUUGGCAGCUUCUACAUUUUCCAGUCCAUUCAUAAACCACUUCCCGGCAAUCGAUCGCACUGCAAUCUCCGGUCAAUCUCAUCCGGCGACACAGGGGAUGUAUCAGGAUAAGUCAUAGGGAGAGGAAGCGCGUCGCCGUCGUCUACCAAGUAACUCUGUCCACUUUUCGACCAUAGCAAUCUCCUCUUUCUCCAUUUCCCAGCUUCACCAUUCCCGCCGGCGGUGACUGAGACAUCUCGAGACCUCGCCGAGUCAGAGGUGGAAGAAUCCGCUUCCCGGGGUAACCGAAUUCCGUCGCCAAGGGGGAUAUCGGCGGUGGCGCGGCAACGGAGGGAGCGAGAAGGAAGGCGGGGAAGAAAAACGAGAGGUCUGAGAGAGGGUAGAGAGCAAUUAGGGUAUAAUCGGAACAUCGAGACGAGAAGUUUGCAGAAUUUUAGGAAUCGUCAAAAGCGGAGCUCUGGGCUCGUUGGUGUGUGUCAGCUACCGUCGAAAAUGGAGGAAGAAGAUGAAGACAUCAUUUCGUCCUCCGAUUCCGAAGAUUCCAGUGAUAGUUACAAGGAAGAGUCUCAAGAUUCGGAAGCAGAAAAUGAAAAUUCCGAGGAAAACCUCGAGUGCGAAGACCUUGCGGCCGUUUCUCCUCCAUCCGACGCCGAUCGGAAAUCGAAGAACGUAAACGAUCUUCUGAGGGGAAAUCUGGUGGUGCAACGGCAGCCACUUCUUCCUCGGGUGCUCUCAGUGUCAGAAGGAGCGGCGGUUUGUAGGAAGCCCUUCAAGCCUCCGUGUUCUCAUGGUUAUGAUUCCACCGAUCAGCUUUCUCGUCGCCUCUCGGCUCGCAAGCGGUUUGUCCCUUGGGGUUCUUCGAAUCCGGUUGUGGUUGUUUUACCUACUAAGCUGAAUGUAUCAACCACUAUUGAGAAAGAUGAAGAAGAGGAAGUUGUUUGUCUUCCACCUGAAAUUGAUCCCUUGGUAUUAUGGCAACUUGAUGAACCUGGCCAUGGAAUCAGCACUGCAACCAAAAUUGCAGUGCAUCCAUUGCUUGUCCGAUUCCUUCGGCCUCAUCAAAGAGAGGGUGUCCAGUUCAUGUUCGAUUGUGUUUCAGGAUUACAUGGUUCGGCAAAUAUAAAUGGUUGCAUUCUGGCUGACGAUAUGGGUUUGGGGAAGACAUUGCAGUCCAUUACACUGCUAUACACACUUCUAUGUCAAGGGUUUGAUGGGACGCCUAUGGUUAAAAAGGCCAUUAUCGUUACACCAACGAGUCUUGUCAGUAACUGGGAAGCUGAAAUUAAGAAAUGGGUUGGAGACAGGAUUCAGCUUAUAGCCCUCUGUGAAAGCACUAGAGAUGAUGUUUUGUCUGGAAUUGAUAGUUUCACUCGACCACGAAGCGCUUUGCAGGUACUUAUCAUUUCUUACGAGACAUUCCGAAUGCACGCAUCCAAGUUCUGCCAGAGUGAAUCCUGUGAUCUUCUAAUAUGCGAUGAGGCUCAUAGGCUGAAAAAUGACCAGACACUAACCAACAGGGCUUUGGCUUCAUUGACAUGCAAACGGCGGGUUUUGUUGUCUGGAACUCCCAUGCAGAAUGACUUGGAAGAGUUUUUUGCGAUGGUCAACUUUACAAAUCCAGGAAGUUUAGGCGAUGCUGCGCAUUUUCGCCAUUAUUACGAGGCACCUAUUAUAUGUGGAAGAGAACCUACAGCCACCGAGGAAGAGAAGAACUUAGCUGCUGACCGCUCUGCAGAACUGAGUUCAAAAGUCAAUCAGUUUAUUUUGAGGAGAACCAAUGCGUUGCUCUCUAAUCACUUACCACCUAAGAUAAUUGAAGUAGUUUGUUGCAAGAUGACUACUCUCCAGUCCACUCUAUACAAUCAUUUUAUAAGCUCAAAAAAUCUCAAAAGAGCACUUGCGGAUAAUGCAAAGCAGACCAAAGUCUUGGCUUAUAUAACAGCUCUCAAGAAGCUCUGCAAUCAUCCAAAGCUUAUCUACGAUACAAUAAAAAGCAAAAGUCCUGGAACUAUUGGGUUUGAGAAUUGCUUAGAGUUCUUCCCUGCAGAAAUGUUCUCCGGGAGAUCUGGAGCAUGGACCGGGGGUGAUGGUGCCUGGGUCGAGCUUUCUGGGAAAAUGCACGUUCUCUCCAGACUUUUGGCAAACCUACGUAGGAAAACAGAUGACCGCAUAGUUCUUGUAUCAAACUACACACAGACAUUGGAUCUUUUCGCUCAACUCUGUCGUGAAAGAAGAUAUCCUUAUCUGAGGCUGGAUGGAUCAACGACAAUCAGCAAGAGGCAGAAGCUUGUUAACCGGUUGAACGACCCAACAAAGGAUGAGUUUGCAUUUCUCUUAAGCAGCAAGGCGGGUGGCUGUGGAUUAAAUUUAAUUGGUGCUAAUCGACUUGUGUUGUUCGAUCCCGAUUGGAAUCCUGCCAAUGAUAAACAAGCUGCUGCUAGAGUUUGGAGGGAUGGGCAAAAGAAAAGAGUAUAUGUCUACAGGUUUCUUAGUACUGGAACUAUUGAAGAAAAGGUUUACCAGCGUCAGAUGUCGAAAGAAGGGCUUCAGAAAGUUAUUCAGAAUGAACAGACGGAUAACAGCACGAGACAGGGGAACUUGCUUUCAACAGAGGAUUUAAGAGAUUUAUUUUCCUUCCACGGGGAUGUGAGGUCUGAAAUCCAUGAAAAGAUGAGCUGCACCAGGUGCCAAAAUAAUGCCUCCAGUACUGAAAACAUGGAAGAAGGGAAUGAGAACAAUGUAGAUAGCGAUGCUUGCCAAAUUGAUGGAGAAGAUAUAGGCGGAUUUGCAGACGAAGCAGGGUGCUUUCACUUGCUCAAAGACUCCGAGAGACAGGUGGGCACUCCAUUGGAGGAAGAUCUAGGAAGUUGGGGACAUCAUUUUACCUCAAAGUCGGUUCCAGAUGCUAUACUGCAAGCAUCAGCUGGUGACGAGGUUACAUUUGUAUUCACAAACCAGGUAGAUGGGAAACUCAUUCCCAUACAAUCAAAUGUUGGUCCGAAACCGGAAGAGCCUGCAACAGAACGCAACCGAAACCAAACUGUAAGUAAUCGUGCGUUCAACAAACCGCAACAAAGACCUCGGGAACCGCUGCAACCGUUAUCUGUCAACGAUACCGCAAAAAGAGUGAAGUUGACUACUUAUAAGCGUUUACACUCUACUAGUAGCACUGGUGAUGCUAACAUUCACCUAUCUUUGCAAAGGCCAAACCAAGUUUCUGUAAAUCACGAUGAUGAUUUUGUAUGAGAUGUAAUAUUUUGAACUAAGAAACAUUGUUAUGGUAUUUUGUUGUGGACAUUGUUAUGCUACAAAAAUAGAAUGAAUAUUGUUUUGAUCUGGCUCAUUUUAAUGAUUUG
This is a messenger RNA of Thlaspi arvense, 7519 nucleotides long. The record is from the annotation of a GenBank genome assembly. Lineage: Eukaryota; Viridiplantae; Streptophyta; Magnoliopsida; Brassicales; Brassicaceae.